This is a messenger RNA of Cavia porcellus (domestic guinea pig), 1760 nucleotides long. It is a transcript of the gene Pmpcb, whose product is annotated as peptidase, mitochondrial processing subunit beta. Gene Ontology annotation, cellular component: mitochondrion. The transcript has 13 exons. Gene Ontology annotation, molecular function: metalloendopeptidase activity; metal ion binding. Bases 39 to 1511 code for a protein of 490 amino acids. Lineage: Eukaryota; Metazoa; Chordata; Mammalia; Rodentia; Caviidae. The record is from RefSeq and is a predicted model, not a curated record.
GACCCGGAAGCACUUCCUUCUGUUUCUCUUUAGUGGCCAUGGCGGCUGCGGCGGCUGCCCGAGCGGUGCUGCUGCCGGCUGCGAGGCGGCGCCUGUGGGGCUUCGCGGAGAGGCUCGUGGUUCCGCGCGCGGACAAGCGGCCGCUGUGUUUGGGAGGGAGCCGGCUGAGGAGCACCCAGGCAGCCACACAAGUCGUGCUGAAUGUUCCUGAGACCCGGGUGACGUGUUUGGAAAAUGGCCUCAGAGUGGCCUCUGAGGACUCUGGACUCUCGACGUGCACGGUUGGGCUCUGGAUCGAUGCUGGGAGUCGCUAUGAAGAUGAGAAGAACAAUGGAACGGCUCACUUUCUGGAGCACAUGGCUUUCAAGGGCACCAAAAAGAGAUCCCAGUUGGACCUGGAACUUGAGAUUGAGAACAUGGGCGCGCACCUCAACGCCUACACCUCCAGGGAGCAGACCGUGUACUACGCCAAGGCGUUCGCCAAAGACUUGCCCCGAGCUGUGGAAAUUCUUGCUGACAUCAUACAGAACAGCACCCUGGGAGAGGCAGAGAUUGAACGUGAGCGCGGAGUGAUCCUCCGAGAGAUGCAGGAAGUCGAAACCAAUUUACAGGAGGUUGUUUUUGAUUAUCUUCAUGCCACAGCUUAUCAGAAUACAGCACUCGGACGGACAAUUUUGGGACCAACUGAAAAUAUUAAGUCCAUAAACCGUAAGGACUUAGUGGAUUACAUAACCACACAUUACAAGGGGCCGAGGAUCGUGCUGGCUGCUGCCGGAGGUGUUUCCCACGAUGAGCUGCUGGACUUAGCGAAGUUUCAUUUUGGUGACUCUCUGUGUGCACACCAAGGAGAGAUGCCGGCUCUGCCUCCCUGUCAGUUCACGGGAAGCGAGAUCCGUGUGCGGGACGACAAGAUGCCCCUGGCGCACCUCGCCAUAGCCGUGGAAGCGGUCGGGUGGGCGCACCCCGAUACCAUCUGCCUCAUGGUUGCAAACACACUCAUUGGCAACUGGGAUCGCUCUUUCGGGGGAGGGAUGAACUUAUCUAGCAAGCUGGCCCAGCUCACUUGUCACGGCAAUCUCUGCCACAGCUUCCAGUCUUUCAACACCUCCUACACGGACACAGGGCUGUGGGGACUCUACAUGGUUUGUGAGCCGGCCACCAUUGCAGACAUGGUACACGCUGUGCAAAAAGAAUGGAUGCGACUCUGCACCAGUGUAACUGACAGUGAAGUUGCACGAGCCAGAAAUCUCCUGAAAACAAACAUGCUAUUGCAGCUUGAUGGUUCUACGCCAAUCUGUGAGGAUAUUGGCAGGCAGAUGUUAUGCUACAAUAGGAGAAUUCCCAUCCCUGAGCUUGAAGCAAGGAUUGAUGCUGUGAACGCUGAGACUCUUCGAGAAGUCUGCACCAAGUAUAUCUACGACAAGAGCCCCGCCGUUGCUGCUGUUGGUCCUAUUGAGCAGCUACCAGACUUUAACCAGAUUCGCAGUAACAUGUGCUGGAUUCGUGGUUAAAAUGCUUGUAAUCAAAAGUAUUUGAGCGCGAGUCUAUAAAACUGCCUAUUAUGAACUGUCAGUCCCUGAAGAAAAAAGUAAGCGUGAAUGUGUUUGGAAAGCUUUGACUGAGAUUCAGGGUAAGAUUACCACCUUGAUGAUUGCUUUGUGUAACAUCAGUCUUAGUGCUCUGAGAAAUAGCAUUAGAAGCAGCACACAUUCAAAUUAUUACCAUAAAUAUAAUUUUAGAAAUAAAAAAUUUAUACAGUG